This is a messenger RNA of Protopterus annectens (West African lungfish), 2174 nucleotides long. RefSeq names its product regulator of MON1-CCZ1 (gene RMC1). The coding region runs from base 108 to 2078 and encodes 656 amino acids. Gene Ontology annotation, biological process: regulation of autophagy. The record is from RefSeq and is a predicted model, not a curated record. The transcript is spliced from 20 exons. Lineage: Eukaryota; Metazoa; Chordata; Ceratodontiformes; Protopteridae. Gene Ontology annotation, cellular component: Mon1-Ccz1 complex; late endosome membrane; lysosomal membrane.
CGGCGGCAGCACGUAUAAACAGGAAGUUAAUACUUUCUGUUUUGGUUGUUCAGCUUUUAUGGUUGGUGAUUAACUCUGUUAGUAGCUUUGAGAAAUUUAUUGUAACCAUGGAAGAAGAGUAUUAUUUAGAAUUAUGUCAGAACCCCGUGCAGUUUGAGAAAGCAUCAUCGGUUAACAAUGUAUUUUUUGACGAAGCUAAUAAACAGGUGUUUGCAGUUCGAUCUGGAGGUGCUACUGGAGUUGUCGUUAAAGGUCCAGAUGACAAAAACACAGUUUCUUUCAGAAUGGAAGACAAAGGUGAAGUGAUAUGCAUCAAAUUUUCUUUAGGAAAUAAAAUACUGGCAGUGCAGAGAACCUUAAAAUCUGUGGAGUUUUUGAACUUCAUUCCAGACUGUCAGCACUCAGAAUAUUCUCAGGAAUGCAAGACCAAAAAUGCCGUAAUCUUGGGGUUCUGCUGGAUCAGUUCAACAGAGGUUGUCUACAUUACAGACCAAGGUAUUGAAUUCUAUCAGGUGCAACCUGAAAAGCGCAGUUUAAAACUGCUGAAGAGUCAAAGUAUUAAUGUGAACUGGUACUUAUACAGCCCAGAGAAUGCAAUCAUUCUUCUCUCUACCACAGUACAAGGCAAUGUCCUGCAACCUUUCUAUUUUCGGAGUGGAACAAUGUUGAAGUUACAAAAGUUUGAAAUUGAACUGCAAGUAAUCCCCAAACCAUCAAAGCUCUGCCUGACUGAAAGAGAUGUUUCUAUGGCUUCCAUAUAUGGACAGCUUUAUGUUCUCCAUCUAAAGCAUCAUUCAAGAACUCCUAACAACAGUGGAACAGAGGUUGUCCUUUAUCACUUAACGAGGGAUACCAUAUGUAAGAAAAUGCACAUUCUAACAUUGAACAGAUCUGGAAAGUUUGCUGUGAAUGUUGUUGACAACCUUGUAGUGGUCCAUCACCAGGAUACUGAGACGUCUUUGAUAUUUGAUAUAAACAUACAAGGAGAAACUGAUGGCACUGUUACCAUUCACCAGCCAAUUCUUCCUCCAAUGUCCAUUCGACCUUUUGAGAUUCCUCAAGCAGUUCCAUCAGCUGUGGCCUCUCAGCCGCCUGUUCCGUGUAAACUUUAUUCUUCCACAUGGUCAGUGUUCCAGCCCGAUAUUAUUAUCAGUGCAAGUGAAGGCUAUCAGUGGCGUCUCCAGAUCAAGCUUCAGCCAGUUGUGAACCUAUUGCAGGAUAAGGGAAGACUGAUAGACUUCUUACUCCAACGCAAAGAGUGUAAAAUGGUCAUAUUGUCUGUUUGUCUGCAAUUGUUGCAUGGUCCAGAAAGGGGCACUUUGCCUGUGAUUGCCACUGUCUUUGACAAACUGAAUCAGGAAUACAAAAAGUACUUGGAGGCUGAUCAGACCUAUGCUAUGGCAGUUGAAUCUGGGCAAAGCAGAGGCAUUGUCACUCAAAAGCGACCAGUUCGUACUCAAGCAGUGAUUGACCAAUCUGAUAUGUACACACAUGUGCUGUCUGUGUUUGCUGAACAGAAGGAUGGACCACACAAAUUUAUUACAGCAGUGUUAAUGGAAUACAUACGGUCUCUUAACCAGUCACAGAUUGUGGUUCAGCACUACCUGUAUGAGUUGGUCAUCAAAACUCUUGUCCAACAUGACCUCUUUUAUAUGUUGCACCAGUUUCUGCAGUAUCAUGUUCUUAGUGACUCCAAACAACUGGCCUGUCUCCUAUUGUCCCUAGAGAGCAUCUAUCCUCCUGCGCAUCAGCUAGCUUUGGACAUGCUAAAGAGACUGUCUACGGCUAAUGAUGAGAUUGUGGAAGUGUUGCUGUCCAAACACCAGGUGUUAAGUGCACUGAGGUUUAUUAGGAGUGUUGGAGGAUAUGAGAAUAUCUCAGCCCGAAAAUACCUAGAUGCAGCACAGCAGACUGGAGAUGAAAUGCUUUUCUACACAGUGUUCCGAUUUUUCGAACAAAGAAAUCUACGAUUACGUGGCAGCCCUAUUUUUACUCCAGGAGAACACUGCGAGGAGCAUGUACACUUAUUCAAGAAAUGGUUUGGAGAACAAGCUUUACUGAAAAUUAUACUCUUCUGAAAUUGAUAAUGUACAAAGUUAAUUUAUUGUGACAGAAAAAAGGUUGUUUACAUACAGUCCUGGCAUACUAAUAAAAAACUGGCCAUGGUUUCAAAA